Teleopsis dalmanni is the source of this 1548-nucleotide messenger RNA. RefSeq names its product high affinity cGMP-specific 3',5'-cyclic phosphodiesterase 9A-like. The record is from RefSeq and is a predicted model, not a curated record. The transcript has a single exon. The coding region runs from base 1 to 1548 and encodes 515 amino acids. Lineage: Eukaryota; Metazoa; Arthropoda; Insecta; Diptera; Diopsidae.
AUGUACAGGAAUAACAGUUGUCGUAGCAGUCCUCAGACAUCGCUAGCAACGACGGCCGCUGAAGUUGGAUCAGUGACGACACCACAUGACCUACCAUAUAGCAGCAUAAAACACUCUACUAUUAAAUAUACAGAUGUGGACGCAAUAAGCUGUUCUUCUGAGUUUAGUAGUGAAUCUGAGGAAGCACCAACUUCGCGACCUUCAAACACAAGUAUAUCUACGACAUCAGCAAAUACAGCCACUACUCUUACCUUCUCAGUAGCGCAACGCGUUUUUGCACGGAAAGAGCGUUCUCAAUGUGGCGUUAAUUCCGAUGUUCGCCUUUUGAAUAAAAUCGGCUUCAUUGCUUCUCGCGUUCGAUUUCUCUCUAAAAUAUAUGGUGACUUCAGGUUAAUAAAUCCAUACAGUCCAGCUAAACAGCGCAAGCAAAUACGAGAAAUACAACUAAAACACUCUAUUAUAGAUACGUUUAAGGAAAUAAGUUCUACAGAAAAGUUAGAUACACAACAAAGCUUAACGCCACUAAGUUCAGCUGCAAGUAGUUACUGUUAUUUACCCACCGAAAGUUCUUACGAGGACGACACUAUUAUAACAGCAAGUAAAUUACCGUGCCAGCCGUCUACGACUGCAAAAUCUAUAUUGUUACUUGAGGAUUUACUCAUACAGUUUUAUGAAGAUCGUAAAAGUAAGAUUACCGUAAUAGGAAAUCGCCAUAGUCGACGUAACAGUAGCGUUGCAGUUGAUGCAAAUAUAAACAGCAAUCGAAAUCAUUUAAUCAUUAUGAGCAGCAAAACUGCAAGCAGUAGUGUAGAGCCUCUUGUAUCACUGGGCAAUGACAACGAAGAUGAUGAUAGCGGUAAUACUUACGGAGGAACCGAUUUGACUGAAAACAUUAAAUUCCAAACCAAAAACUCAAUUGUCAUAAAAGCUAAUACCACACUCCCUAGUCAACAACAACAGCAAAGAUACAAUACAUUUUUACAGCCCAGUAGUGGCGUUGAAGACAAUCUACGUCGACGACGUGCAAGUGACUGUUCCACACAUCCUGGUCAAGCGUUGAGCACUCAAUUGCAGAUAUCGCUCAAAAACAAUAAUUGCACCAAAUUUCCAUUUCAUCGUGGCAGCUGCGGCGCUGCAGGUGAACAUUUGCUAGCGGCAAAUUCAAUUGCGAAUCGCUCGACAAUCAUACUCAGUAAAUCUUGCAGCAAUGUCGAUGGCACCAACAAGGACGGUUUAAAUUCGGCAUUUUACAAAAGCAGCGAUUUCCAACAUAAGGGUUUCGACGUAAUUGAGAGUAGCAGUGUUGGUGGCGGUGGCGCUGGCGCUGGCGGUGGCGGUGGCGGUGGCGGUGGUACGCCUUCUGGCACCGGCACAGCUGCUACUGGUUCAGGCAUUACAGCAAAUAAUGGCAACAAUGAAUACAGCAUUAUACAACUAAACAAUACAAUAAUACGCUGUCACUUUAACGACGAUGAUUUUCGAGCGUUGGUGAAAGAUUUGAAACGCAAAGUAGAAUAUACUGAACGCAUGAACUGGCUAUGUGAGUAA